GACCUGGGUUUCAGUGAUGAGACAUGGGGUAUGAUGUAACCCGUUUCCAGGGGGAUGUUGACGAAGACCUUAUCUGUCCUAUUUGCAGUGGAGUCUUGGAGGAGCCAGUCCAGGCGCCUCACUGCGAGCAUGCUUUCUGCAACGCCUGCAUCACCCAGUGGUUCUCUCAGCAGCAGACGUGUCCGGUGGACCGUAGCGUUGUGACGGUCGCCCACCUGCGCCCAGUACCUCGGAUCAUGCGGAACAUGUUGUCAAAGCUGCAGAUUGCCUGCGACAACGCUGUGUUUGGCUGCAGUGCUGUUGUCCGGCUUGACAACCUCAUGUCUCACCUCAGUGACUGUGAGCACAACCCAAAACGGCCUGUGACCUGUGAACAGGGAUGUGGCCUGGAGAUGCCCAAAGAUGAGCUGCCAAACCACAACUGCAUUAAGCACCUGCGCUCAGUGGUCCAGCAGCAGCAGACACGCAUUGCAGAGCUGGAGAAGACCUCAGCGGAACACAAACACCAGCUGGCGGAGCAGAAGCGAGACAUCCAGCUGCUAAAGGCAUACAUGCGUGCAAUCCGCAGUGUCAACCCCAACCUUCAGAACCUGGAGGAGACAAUUGAGUACAACGAGAUCCUAGAGUGGGUGAACUCCCUGCAGCCAGCAAGAGUGACCCGCUGGGGAGGGAUGAUCUCGACCCCGGACGCUGUGCUCCAGGCGGUAAUCAAGCGCUCCCUGGUGGAGAGUGGCUGUCCUGCCUCCAUUGUCAACGAGCUGAUUGAAAAUGCCCAUGAGCGGAGCUGGCCCCAGGGUCUGGCCACAUUAGAGACAAGGCAGAUGAACCGGCGUUACUAUGAGAACUACGUGGCCAAGCGCAUCCCUGGCAAGCAGGCUGUCGUCGUCAUGGCCUGUGAGAACCAGCACAUGGGUGACGACAUGGUGCAGGAGCCGGGGCUUGUCAUGAUAUUUGCGCAUGGUGUGGAAGAGAUAUAGGAGAUCUCGACGGGCUAUGAGGAGGAGUUGAAAAUCAGAAAAUCCUGUCACUCCAGCAGCGGGGCCCUGAGUCCUCCCCACUUCCCUUAAUACCGUGGCUUACACCUGAGCCACACAUCUCCCUGCUCUUCUGGCACUGAAGGGGGGCCCCGGGGCACUCUGCUCAGCCUUUCAGGUGGGGAACCCAGAUUCCCUCCUUUUGCUUCAUUUCUUCUCCUAAGAUGUCUGUAAAUUUUCCAUCUGGUUGGGAAAGCCCCCACCUCUAUAUCUAUUUUCCUGCCUAGGGUCCCUGGUUCCAGUUAUUUUCAGAAAGCACAAGGAUACUCAUUUUCUCCAGAGGAUCAGGGUGGAGUGAGGAAUCUCUAACGGUUCCCCUCCUCCAAAACCAAGGAAUCAGAACAGGCAGGACUAUUGACUCUAAACAGCAUUUAGAGGGCAGCUCUGGGGAGAAAUGGUAAGGGUGGAACAAAACCCUAGAAAUGAAUAAGGAGGCCAGCCGGUCAUUGUUGGUGGCCCUUAGGGGAAGACUGGACCUCUGUGCCAAGCAAUACCCCAUUCAGCCCACCUUAAAGGUGUGGGCCCCCGCUGGGUCUGCAGGUGUGCAGGUUAGGAUGCUGAAAAUUUCCAGAUGAGCUCUUCUUUCCUACACUUCCUCGUGGUUAGGGAAUGACAGGGGUGGGGGUGAGGGGUUAGUCUACUGGGGUGAAUAUGCUCAGCAGGAAGCAGCUCUCUGGCGUUUGCUGGAAUCGGGUAGGCGCUGCCUCUGUGGCACAGGCCCGAAUGGUUCCGUAGACCCUUCUCCAGCCCUGUGAUUGUAACUAGUUAUUUUGAUAAUUUCCUUUGGCCGUUGUUACUUGUUUAUAUUUCACUCCCUCCCUCCCACUUUUUUUUUUUUUUUUUUUUUAAGAAUGGCCUGAUUAUGGCUACCCCACUUUUCCAGCCCAGCCACAUUGUUGGCAAUUUAAUUUAUUUACUUUUUUUUUUUUUUAUGAAAGGAAAAAGAAAAAAAAUUAACAAAACUUAAAACUUUUGCUCUUCCUAUUGUGGGGAUUCUGGAUAGGGUGGGACAGGGAUGGGAUCUGUUUUAUAUUUUUCCUUUUCAGCACAACCUUUGGCUUUAAUAUAGGAGGGCCAAGGGAGUCCUUGGCUGAACUUAUGUCUGUCCCAGUCCUCCAUAACCCAUCCGAGAUGAGGAGCUUCCUCUAUUCCAGUGAUGGAUGUGACAGUCCAGCAUCGAUGCCUGUGCCCUCUGGAGAACUCUGCUCCCAGCCUAUCCAGGGUCUCAUUGUAAAACUCUGGACUUAGAGUAUUAAUUUUGAAGAAAUCCUGCCCACUUUGCGCCUCCCCCACCCCCCUGGUUUCCUUGGAGAUAAACAGCUGGGUUCUAAGCUUCACCAGGCAAAGUGGGAUAGAAAGUAUGCCCCUGAGUACAGGCUGUACUCUGCCUCACCCAGGCCCCCAAGGACUUGAGCUCCACUUCAGGCUGCCCAGGGCAUGCUGUGAUCCCUAGGGUGACUGGCAGAGUAAGAGGAGAGGAGAUGGUGGGUGUGGGGUAGUGGGUAGUGGGUCUUAAUAAGCAGGUGGGAGGUGGGGUUAGAGAGAUGGCCGUGUAACAGCUGCUGCUCUUUUUGGAGUUGCUCUCCGGGCCAGCUUGCUGUAGGUCUGGGUAGUUGGGUCAUGGCCCCAGUGGGACUGUGGGCAGGAGAGGGAUACAGCUUGGAGGGCGUGCGGAACAGUCGUCAUAUGUUCCAGCUCCAGGACGUUGUGCUCAGGAAUUUGAAAACGCUGCUAUACUUAGUCUGGUUACGACAUUUCUUCCACCCCCACUGCCCUGGCCCGCCUUACCAAGGCCCAUACCCUCCUGUCGUCACCCUCAGAUGGAGCCAGGAAGCUCAGUAAAGGCUUCCCUACCCUUUGCACUAGUGUCUCUGCAGGUUGCUGGUUGUGUUUUAUGUGCUGUUCCACGGUGUUGACUGCACUAAUAAACCUUUUACUCAACUCUAAA
Messenger RNA from Camelus dromedarius (Arabian camel), 2982 nucleotides. RefSeq names its product ring finger protein 41 (gene RNF41). Lineage: Eukaryota; Metazoa; Chordata; Mammalia; Artiodactyla; Camelidae. Gene Ontology annotation, cellular component: endoplasmic reticulum tubular network. The transcript is spliced from 5 exons. Gene Ontology annotation, molecular function: ubiquitin protein ligase activity; zinc ion binding. The coding region runs from base 24 to 977 and encodes 317 amino acids. Gene Ontology annotation, biological process: protein ubiquitination. The record is from RefSeq and is a predicted model, not a curated record.